AUGAGCAUUGAUGAGCAAAUGCGGGAGGAGGAGUUAGCGGGAGCCACCAAAGCCCUGACCACCGAGGCUCCUGCGGAAGGGGUACAUCGCGGAGCCUAUACCUACCUAGGUAUUUUCAUUCGGGAUCUAUGUAGUAUUCGUCCGCCGAGGCCAAACCCGCUCAGAUCUCAAAUAGAAGACGCCCUCAGCCAAAGGGCGGGAUUCCAAUUUAUUGAGGAGAAACUUGCUGAGUUGCGAAGUCAGGUUAGAGAUCGACUUAGAACCCAGACGAGGUCAAAACUUAAAGGGCUCAAGGUGGGGGUUUCGAUGGAUGGAUUCCUGAAACUGUUUGGGAGGGGUGGGAGGGGAGGACAGGUCAAGGGCUGA
This is a messenger RNA of Histoplasma mississippiense, 366 nucleotides long. RefSeq lists its product with no specific name. The record is from RefSeq and is a predicted model, not a curated record. The transcript is spliced from 3 exons. NCBI's taxonomy places the organism in Eukaryota, Fungi, Ascomycota, Eurotiomycetes, Onygenales, Ajellomycetaceae. Bases 1 to 366 code for a protein of 121 amino acids.